CCCACCAUCCCGAUAGGAUGGGGGUGGAGCAUUUGGCAGGAAAGUUGGUUUUGGCUUGGCUUUGAUUCUGGCCAGAGACUUAAGUUCCCUUUUUAAGUUUGAUAUAGAGUGAUAUUCAUGCCAGAUUGGUUUCAUUUCCACCCAUGUAAAAAUAACCCCAGUUAGGAUCGCCCAAACCUUCAUAAAUUUGGGAAUGUGCAGAUUUCAGGUAUUCAGACUUAAAGGUACCACCACAAGGAUAAGUCAGAAAUUAAAGUUGUGAUUCAGUCCACCCUGCUAAAUUGUCUAGCCAGGGGGUAGUAUAAAAGGUGAGACGACAACGAUUUAUCCAGUCCCGAGGGGCUUCCUCAUAAUCUGGUUUAGGAUAUUUUGUUCCAGAAUUACCCAUGAUCCAUUAUAGGUACAACUGUCUGACAAUGUUAGAUACCAAGGUUAGAUACAAAGGUUGGAGGCCAGAGAUCGAGACAGAUAAGACGGUUUAAUAAAAUUUACGAUGUCUCAAGUUACUGUGACUGCAGAGACGGUUCAGCGCGCGCUACACGACGGUACAACGUUGACAACAAGUUUUCUUACAAAUACAAGGUGCAUGCCUACACAUUGAACGGUAUGACAAGAUACCAAAUCAGCACAACACGGAUAUCAGCAUACGAGAUGAGCAGUGGACUGCAUUCAGACAUUUCCUCAUUUUUCUCUAAGGUACCCCCCAAAUCCUCAAAUCCUGGUACAACCAUUCGGGUGAAAAAAAGGUCCCAGAUAUUAUGCAGACCUGUGAUAGGCAGGACACAAGGUUUCCUCUCUCACCCCUCACCAUCCCUGAGACCCCUGAAAGUGAAAAAAAGCAUCACUGCCCAAAACAGCCCUUUUCUGUGGGUCCGUGCUCCCCUGUGUCCCGUAGUCCACAUUCCCGAGGCCUUUCCUGCAAGACCAAACUCUUGUCUAGCAGAUUACUGCAGCCACAGAAUGAAACAAGCCCAAAAUCAGGGGAUACUUUUGAAGCAGAGAAUUGUAUUGGUCAGUUUGGUUCAGUGAAGCGGCUGAUUCAUGGUUUGGAGUCGCAGCCGAAAGCCAAGCGCCCCAGAACAGGGCAAGUACUGAAAAGUGUUGAACAAGAAUCGCUCUCUGAGGGAGAUGAAAUAAGCAAGUUUCUUCUGAAUAUUCAUGAAUCUGCAAAUUUGAAAGAUAAGACAUUAAUGAAAGGCUUCUCAAAAAACAUUGAGAAAAAGUUGGACAAAGCUGUCAAGACACUAUCUGUAAAGAACUGUUUAAUAACAACUGUACCUGGUAAGAUUCUGGGAAAUAUGACUUCAGAGAAAAAGAAUGGUGCCCCUGGAUCAGUCACAAAUUUACCACCAAUCAGCCAUCGUAAAAUCAGCUCCAGUGAAGAUGAAAAAGAGAACACCCCUCUUAGUACUGAGCCAAGCACAGACUACACUGAAAUAUCCAAUGAUAAUCAGUCAGAUCUUGUGGUGUCUUACACUUCAUGGGUGUGCAACAAUGAUGGUGAAAAGGAGAAAUCGAAACAAGUUAACAACCUUGAUGAUAAAGAAAAAGCCAUCACAACUGCUGAAGAGAACCUCAAUAUCCUGGAUGACAGCUGGUUUAAUGACCAAAUGGAGCAAAGUUUCCAAGAGCCAGAGCAUAAAAAAUCCAAGAUUGAAAAGAAAGACAGCAUUCCUGAGCAUGUCAUUCUUUCUUCUGGACUCCAUAACCGGUACUGGGUUCUUGAUGUGCAAGAAGCCACUGGAGCCCAAGGCUACAUUGAAAAGCAUUUAACCAUCACUUGUUCCAAAUCAUCACACCCUACAGAGACCUGCGUUCUAAAGGAUGGCUGGGAGAAUACUCCAGUUGCUGUUGGGGACAUUGUUCAUCUGGAAGGGGAGUGUGUUUCUGGCUAUUGGGUGAUUGAUAGGAACUCUGGUUAUCUAGUGCUUCUGCCUGAUGUGCUCAUCUCCGGGACCAGCGUAGCUAACAGUGUCCGCUGUAUGAGACGUGCUGUACUUGGAGAGAUGUUUAAGAGUUUGGACGGUGGAAGCAAGCAGAUGCUGAAUGGGACUAUAGUUCAUGAUAUCUUUCAAAAAGCUGCAAUGUCUUUAGACUUUUCUGCUGGAAAUCUAGAGAAGUUUGCCAGUGAAGCCCUGCUCAACCCAAACUACCUCGGACAAAUGUAUAGUCUAAAACUGACUCAAGCAGAUAUGAAGCAGGAGGUGGAUGAAUACCUUCCAGCAAUUGCUGAAUGGGCCAAAGACUAUCUCCAUACCUCUGCACAAGCCAGGCAGAAACAACUGACUUUCAGGCUCCCCAGUGAUGGAGCUUUAAGCAGGCAGGACUCAGCCUGCAGCAUCACGGUCACUGAUUUUGUGGACAUUGAAGAAAACAUCUGGUCUCCAAGGUUUGGACUGAAGGGAAAAGUUGAUGUGACAGCCGGGGUACGGAUCCACCGGCGUGGCAGGAGGCAUGUAGACAAAAUUGUGCCACUGGAGCUAAAGACCGGAAAGGAAUCUAACUCCAUUGAACAUCGUAGCCAGGUUAUCUUAUAUACUCUUAUGAGCACUGAGAGACGGACAGAUGCUGAGGCUGGCUUUCUUGUUUAUUUAAAGACUGGCAAUCUACACCCUAUAGUGGGCAACCACAUGGACAGAAGAGAGCUGAUCAAACUGAGGAACUCUCUGGUUCAACAUCUUAGUAACAGUCUCAUCAAGAAGGAGGGCAAAAGCCGAAUGGCAUGUUUACCUGAAGUCAUCUCUGACCAGCAAGCCUGCAAGUAUUGCCCACAGAGAAGAAAUUGUGCACUUUAUAGCAGAGCUGUGGAGAAGGCUUCGGUUGCAUGUCCUUCUGAAGAUCCUCAGGCUUUCUUACAGCAUGAGAGUGAACAUCUAAAUCAGCUUCACCUACAGUACUUCAGUCACUGGUUGUUGCUCUGCAGCUUGGAAGCACUAACCAUCGAGAGCAAGAGAGGACGUCGUAACAUCUGGCUCCAGUCUGCUCAGGAGAGGGAGAAGAAUGGUGGCUGUGUUGGGAACAUGAUAUUGGAAGGCAGGGUGACUGCUCUGUCAGACAGUGUGUAUGUGCACCACUUUAAGCGGAGGCAAGGAGCACAUGCACUCAUCACACUGAUUGUUGGGGACAGGGUGGUGAUCAGUGACCAGGACUCCAGGUUCAUUGCUAUAGCCAGUGGAUACGUCAAUGAGAUCACAAGCACAGGAGUGACGUGCUAUUUGGAUAAAAAUCUUUCAAAAAAUUCCUCGGAUAUGAUAUUCCGUCUGGAUCAUGAUGAGGGCGCUGGAGGCUUGAGCACUCAUCUUGGAAACCUCUGUAUGCUGAUGGAGAACUCCCCAAACAGUGAAAGACUAAGGCAGCUCAUUGUGGAGUUUAAGCCUCCUCAGUUCAUUUACAGCCUCAGCAGUGUGUUGCCCAGAGAGGCCAAAGAUGCUGUUGCCAACAUCUUGAAAGGGCUCAACAAACCUCAAAAACAGGCCAUGAAAAAGGUACUACUUUCCAAAGACUACACACUUAUUGUUGGAAUGCCUGGAACUGGGAAAACUACUACCAUUUGUACACUGGUGCGUAUUCUGCACGCCUGUGGCUUCAGUGUACUAUUGACCAGCUACACACAUUCUGCUGUAGACAACAUUUUGCUGAAGCUGAAGAAGUUUAAGGUCAGCUUCCUUCGCCUGGGUAGAGCACAGAAAGUGCACCGUGACAUCAUGCCCUUCACCGAGGAGCAGAAUCGGUCCAGGGGAAUCAACACCCUUGAACAGCUAGAGGAUCUCUAUAAUAAAGAGCUUGUUGUAGCCACUACUUGUAUGGGUGUGAAGCACCCAAUCUUCAGCAGACGGCGAUUUGAUUUCUGUAUUGUGGAUGAGGCGUCUCAGAUCAGCCAGCCCGUGUGCUUGGGACCGCUCUUCUAUGCUCAUCGUUUUGUUCUUGUUGGAGAUCACCAACAGCUGCCUCCAAUUGUCCAAAAUGCUGAGGCCAGGGCUUUAGGGAUGGAUGAGAGCUUAUUCAAACGUCUCGAGCACCACAGUCAGGCUGUAGUUCAGCUAAAUGUCCAGUACAGGAUGAACAGCAUGAUUAUGUCCCUUAGCAAUGCCCUGAUGUAUGAGGGCAGACUGGAGUGUGGCUCAGAGCGGACUGCCAAUGCUCAGCUACAGCUUCCCUCUAGGGCCAUAACAGAGAACGAGCUGUGCAUGUGUCAGCCUCAGUAUACUGUCUGGGUCCAUGCUGCCCUCGAGCCUCAAAAAUCUGUCUGCUUUCUGGACACUUCACAGGUUCCAGCUUUAGAGACUGUAGAGAAAGGUGGAGUCAGUAAUGGCACAGAGGCCAUCUUGGUGCAUACUCUUAUUUGCCUGCUGCUUAAGGCCGGCUGCAGGGCAAGCGACAUUGGUGUCAUCGCUCCAUACCGGCAGCAGCUCAAAGCAAUUUCCAGUCUGCUAGAAGAAGACUCAUUCAGAGCUGUGGAGGUGAACACGGUCGACAAGUAUCAGGGCCGGGACAAGAGCAUCAUCAUUGUGUCCUUUGUUAGGAGCCACACAGAGGGCAAUCUGGGAGAGCUGCUGAAAGACUGGCGAAGGCUGAAUGUGGCCAUCACCAGAGCCAAACAUAAGCUGCUGAUGCUGGGCUCAGCUCCUACACUACGUCUUUACGCUCCACUGGAGAAACUUCUCACUCACAUGCAGCAGGAGAACAUGGUCUACCAGCUGCCACCUGCUGCUCAUGAGGCACUACCUCGUUUCAAGAUCUGACCAUUAGCAGAACAAAUUCUACCUCACACUGAGUUUUAUAAACUGCCGUUUUUAUUGAAUCUGAAUAACAGUUCUCACAAUAAGAAGAUGGUACAAGUAAAUUGUAAUACCUCAUCAUUAAUGACUGUUUUUUGUGUGUUUGUGCUGUAUUUAAUUUUUAACUAAUUUUACAAUGUGUUUUCAUUUUUAUUAACUGAUUUUACAGAUAUCCUGAACAAAUCAUUUUGUAUGUAAAUAGUCUUGAGAGUUUUGACAUUUUCUAGUAAUAAAGAUAUUUAAGUA
This is a messenger RNA of Silurus meridionalis, 5024 nucleotides long. RefSeq names its product DNA replication helicase/nuclease 2 (gene dna2). Gene Ontology annotation, biological process: replication fork reversal. Gene Ontology annotation, molecular function: single-stranded DNA helicase activity; 5'-flap endonuclease activity. The coding region runs from base 759 to 4742 and encodes 1327 amino acids. Gene Ontology annotation, cellular component: cytoplasm. The transcript has 23 exons. The record is from RefSeq and is a predicted model, not a curated record. Lineage: Eukaryota; Metazoa; Chordata; Actinopteri; Siluriformes; Siluridae.